Messenger RNA from Mangifera indica (mango), 1271 nucleotides. RefSeq names its product 40S ribosomal protein Sa-2-like. Gene Ontology annotation, cellular component: cytosolic small ribosomal subunit; ribosome; 90S preribosome. The record is from RefSeq and is a predicted model, not a curated record. Gene Ontology annotation, molecular function: structural constituent of ribosome. Bases 130 to 1044 code for a protein of 304 amino acids. The transcript has 5 exons. NCBI's taxonomy places the organism in Eukaryota, Viridiplantae, Streptophyta, Magnoliopsida, Sapindales, Anacardiaceae. Gene Ontology annotation, biological process: cytoplasmic translation; ribosomal small subunit assembly.
CACUUUACGUUUCUUUUCUGAACGACCCCUCCUGUCUGUCAUCUCUGACUCCACUCUCCAGCUAUCAAUCUUUAACGGUACUCAAAACCAACUUAGGAUUUGCUACGGAGAAGCAGAUACAGGGAAAAUAUGGCGUCCCCUAAUGCUACUGCACCGAGGCAGCUGUCUCAGAAGGAGGCCGACAUUCAGAUGAUGUUGGCUUCUGAUGUUCAUCUGGGAACCAAAAACUGCGAUUUCCAGAUGGAGCGCUAUAUCUUCAAGCGCCGGCAAGAUGGUAUUUAUAUCAUCAAUCUUGGAAAGACAUGGGAGAAGCUUCAGAUGGCUGCCAGAGUCAUUGUUGCCAUUGAGAAUCCUCAGGACAUAAUUGUACAGUCUGCCAGGCCCUAUGGUCAGAGAGCUGUUCUGAAAUUUGCUCAGUACACUGGUGCCCAUGCUAUUGCUGGUAGGCACACUCCAGGUACAUUCACCAAUCAGCUCCAAACAUCUUUCAGUGAGCCUCGUCUCCUUAUCCUGACUGAUCCAAGAACUGAUCACCAGCCGAUUAAGGAAGCUGCGCUUGGAAACAUCCCCACCAUUGCCUUUUGUGAUACCGACUCACCAAUGCGAUAUGUUGACAUUGGUAUCCCUGCUAAUAACAAGGGAAAGCACAGCAUUGGUUGCCUCUUCUGGCUGUUGGCAAGAAUGGUUCUGCAGAUGCGUGGCACAAUUCGUCCUGGCCAUAAGUGGGAUGUCAUGGUGGAUCUGUUCUUCUACAGAGAACCUGAGGAGGCCAAGCAAGCUGAAGAAGAAGAGCUUAUUGCUCCCAUUGAGUAUGGAAGUGCAGCUCCAGACUACACCAUGAACUUAGUUAGUGAACAAUGGCCUGCCCAAAUCUCUGAUGCAAAGUGGUCUGGUGAAGGUCAAAAACCCAUAGCUGCUGUUCCUGAUACCUAUUUCCCAGAUGUUCCUUUACCUGCUGGAGAAGGAUGGGAUACUGUGCCUGCUCCACCAAUGGCUGGAGUUGUUCCUGACAUUCCUGCCCCUCAAGCUACUGGCUGGGACUAAGGGCAGCAUUUUGCAUUGAGUUUUGUUUUGACCCUUUUAUAAUUGCGGCCUAGUUUUGAAUUGUUGAUUUUAUAUUUUGGCAAAAAACUUGUUUUUUGGUUACAGUAGUUUUAGACAUUGAGAGUUAGGUUUAUUAUUCAUGAUGAUGGUAUCUUAAGUAUGAACAUUUUGUUAUGUUACAAUUAUUGUCCCAAAGUUACCUAAGUUAUAUUGUUUGUCAACUUCAA